UAUGCAGUAGUGCAGUCGAUUGCAGAUCGUCCAGACCUCGCGGACCACUUUUAUUUCUUAAAUAUCAUCAUAAUUUAAUAAAAAACAAUAGACCGAAAAAGUUUUCAUGCCACGAAGCAAACUAAAAAACAAUAGAUCUUCAACGUCAUCUUAACCAUAAUUCAGUUUAAUAAACCAAUAGAACGGAUACAGUUUAACAUAUAUACAUAAAUAACCAUUUAUAAGAUUAAUACUUCACAUAUAAUUAUACUUAAAACAAAUUCAACCCUUGACCUGACCGAUUUUUAACGAAUUCUGAAACAACAACCAAACAGCAAUUAGUUAAUAUAUUAUCACAAGAAGGAGUGACAACUAUAACAAUAAAAACCAUAUAAACAUCAAUAAAAAUCACUAAGAAAAGAAAUCAAAAUUUGGAAACUAUUAGAUUAUUAAAAAAUGGAAAUGAAAAGUACAAAAUAUAUGAAGGAAACGAAAAACAAAAUCUUGAUAUAACAAUCUAGAAAUAAUUUGAUUUUAAUUAACUAUAAAUAAAAAAUUAAAUAAUCAUACAUCAUCAUACUAAUAAUAAUAUUGAUAAUGUAAGACCCUUCAUAAUUAAAAUCGAAACCGUUAUACUUAAUUCCUAUGAAAGACAUACCACUCGCACUGAUAUCAAUCGAAUAAAGGGAAAACAAUUGGCAAAGAGCUCCUCUAUUUUAAUAAGCCUUCAGAAUUUUAAUAAAACAUAUAGCGACCAGCAUCAAAAUACUCCUAUUUUAUGUUUAUCACAAACACACUGACACCGGAACAGACAGUUUUAAAUACCAUAUCCCUUUUAGCUAGCCCCUAUACACACACACACACAGUAAAGAAACGUUAAGAAAAAAAUAUAUAGAUUUUAUUUUAAGAGAAUCAUUAUAGUAGUUAUAGUUAUCCAUCAUUAACUGCUGUAAUGAAAAAUGUAUACAAAAUAUUAUUAGUACGUAAAUCCGUGGAUGUGAUUUGGCUCUAAUAAGUAACAGAUACAAGUUGAAGGCUGUCGUUUCUGAAAGUUACGUUAUUUGGAAAACAAAACUUGAUGUACAUUCUUGAAAAUCAUAUGCAAAUUUAGCAAAAAAAAAAUAUAAUUUCAGUUAAUAGCGAGACGUGGGAAAACAUCAACAUAUUAUUAGGUAUUAUUAAUUAAUCCGAGAGUAAAGACGAAAAUCAAUUAAUAUAUAAGGUUUGAGUGAUAUUUUUAGGAUUACAUCUAAACAUAAAUAAAAUUUGCAAAUUGUGAUGUCAUACAUUAAGCGAAUAACUGAAAAUUACAAACAUAAAAUUUCGAAUAUUACAAAAUAUAAAAUUGCAUAACAUAUAUAACGAAAUAAAAAAUAUAUAAACUACAAGCAAAUCAAAACUAAAAUUAUCAACUAAAAAAAAUAAUUACAUUGAAAAAAACACAACGUGUGCCUUAUGCUGGCCUUAAGUUCAAAUUAGUUUCAAUAAUAUUACAUAUAAACAAUAAUUCAUAAUUUUAAACGAAAUUAAAAUUAUUCUGAGAGGACUCACUACAAAGUGGACCACUACAAACAACUAUCAUUAAUGGAACAACUUAUCGGUUGAUUAAACAUUUCAAAUGAGAAAGUCGUGGAAUGUUUGCGAAUCAGUGGAUAUUUCAGAUUUAUUGUCAUCGCAUCUCCAGCAAAUCGAUCAUUUUGGAUUAAAAGAAAAAUCUAUAGUUACAGUUGCAAGCGAAAGUUGAAAAUCAGUUGGUUAGGAAGCAGCAGAGAGAAAAUAACCCUUACCCCAAAAUGUACAUAUGUGCAGUAUCUGAAAAAUAAAUAAAGCUCACAUUUUGUGGAUGUUUCAAAUGGAUUCAGCUGAUUUUUGGCAGCAGGCCCGAGUGCCGUUUGCCUUACAAGCUGCAUCAACAAUGCAGCAUCAACAGCAGCAACAACAGCAGCAACAGCAUCAUCAGCUUCAGCUUCAGCUUCCACUUACGCACCCACAAUCUAAUACGCAGCCGUCAGGCAAUCAGCAGCAAAAGCAACAAUCCGACCCCGCGACUACUGCAACGACUACCAAUAAUAACCACCUGCCAUUGAACAGCAAAUUGCAGACAGGCCAUCUGCAGCAGCAACAGCAACAUCAACCGCAGCAGCAACAUCAUCAACAGCAAAUGCAAUUGCAACAUCAAGUAGAGCAACAGUGUUAUGUUAGCGAAGCAAAUAAUUUUGAAGCGGAACAAGAUGUUGUCACAACGACGUCAACAUCGAACCAUCAUUUACUAUUCAAUGCAGCUGCUGCCGCCGCAGCAGCGGUACAUCUUAAAUCGACGGCCCUCAAUAAUCAUAAUCAAAACAAUAGCAACAACACAAAUUCAAUUGACAGUCAUCUCGUAUCAAGUUUGCCAGUGAAGCUGAAACAUGAGCAUGGACAGCAGUCGGAUCCUCGCCAGCAACAGUCCGAAACUGAGACUUACAGUGGCAGCGGAUUCUUUGGAUCUGUUCACAUGGCGGAUCAGCAAUCGCAUAAUAAGCAGGAACAGGAUCGCAGCACUACACCAAUAACGAAUGCAAAUAAGGCUAUGUCGCAAGGUCAGCAAUCCCCACAGCAUUCUAUUACACCAUCUGGCGGCUGUUCCACGCCUGAUAUUAAGUUCAGCAAUGAAAAGUUGGCCAACGAGAUUCAGCUUCAGCUCUCCAGAUCCAGCAGCGCAGCCGCAAUCAGUGAACGAACCCUUGAAGAAUGUUGGUCAACCCUGCAACGAGUGAGUUGGCAUCUCUUCCGUUGUCUUUUCAUGCACAAGAGCGCCAUGCAGCAGAUCCAACAGCAAAUUCCUCGUGUCGGCCUUGGGGCACAAGGGGUUGCAACCAAUUCGGCGGCCAACAUGGGCAGCAGCACCAGUGCAUCCGGAUUGGGAACUGAAACAAAGCCACAUCAAUGUCAGCAGUGCAUGAAAAGCUUCUCCAGUAACCAUCAAUUGGUACAACAUAUACGCGUCCACACCGGUGAAAAGCCCUACAAAUGCUCCUACUGUGAUCGUAGAUUUAAGCAGCUAUCCCAUGUCCAGCAGCACACGCGGCUUCAUACCGGGGAGCGCCCAUACAAGUGCCACUUGCCUGAUUGUGGUCGAGCUUUCAUACAGCUCUCAAAUCUACAACAACAUCUGCGAAAUCACGAUGCCCAGGUAGAACGCGCUAAGAAUCGUCCAUUUCACUGCAAUAUAUGUGGCAAAGGUUUCGCAACAGAAUCAAGCCUGCGAACGCACACUUCCAAGGAGCUACAGCUGCAUCUUGGUGUCUUGCAGCAGCAUGCAGCAUUGAUCGGUGGUCCGAAUGCCACAUCUUGUCCCAUUUGUCAUAAACUCUUCCUUGGCACCGAGGCUUUAAUGGAUCACAUGAAACUUGUUCACAAAGAAAAAACACCACCGCCGAAUGAGUCAUCUGGUCAAUGUAACAAUGGAUCCCAAGGUCCGAAUGGCAAUGUUUGCGCUGGUCCAAAUGCGCUCGCCUCUCAAUGCACCUCUGAAUUGAAUUGUGGCCUACCAUCGACACCAAGUCUGCAUGAAAGUUAUCUGGGCAAACGGAGAACCGCGAAUCAUCCGUGCCCCGUAUGUGGCAAGCACUAUGUAAACGAAGGAUCCUUACGGAAACAUUUGGCCUGUCAUGCCGAGACCGCACAACUUACUAAUAGUCUUCGAAUGUGGCCAUGUUCUGUCUGUCAGGCCGUCUUCACAAACGAGAACGGACUUCUUACCCAUAUGGACCAUAUGCGCAUGGAUCCCAAACAUCAGUUUGCUGCUCAAUAUGUUUUGUCGCGAGCGGCAGCAGAACAACGAGAACGCGAUUCUCUAUUGGCAGCUUCGUUGACUUCAGCCGGGAUUCGGGAAACGGCGAGCAUGUUGCCAUCGAUUGGCAUUGGUUUAUCUGGAGCUGGUGGCUCGAACUCAUUAUGCCCAUCGCCUUCGGCGAAUUCAGAGUGUUCGUCGAAUGGGCGAUUGUCCUCAUCGUCUGCAUCCGAUCAGGAACAAGACGGGGAUCAGGGUUUGAGUGAGAAUGAAAACAACAAUCACAACAACAACAUGACUAAUCUAAACAAUAACAAUAAUAGCGUGAACAACAAUAAUACCAACAACAACUGCAACUCAAGUAAAAUCAAUUUGAACUUAAGCGAGCUUCAUUUGCCCAAUUCAAAUCAGUUUAGCAUGGAGCAUGCCGAGCAGCUGCAUGCAAAUCGAAUGUCUCUAAUGGCAGCUGCUUCAGCCGCCGCAGCAGCAGUCGCUGCCUCGUCUCAUGGUUCACGCUCUCAAGAGGACUCCAUUGAUGCCGUUGUCACUGCUAACUCGGGCAGUGCGGUUGUCCAGGCGGCAGUUGUUAAUCUAGCCGCCGCCAUGCGAAUGAACAAUACUGUAAAUCCACAUACGCAACAGCACGCAGAUCAACAAAUACAGCGGCAACAGCCAAAUCAGCAACAGCAGGCUCCACACCAACAUCAUCAUCAACAUCAAAACCAACACCAAAUACCUCAUUUGCCUCAGCUGUUGUCACCACAUGGUGGCCAACAACAGACGCAGCCUGGUAGCACUAGUACCGGAGCUAGUAAUAACAAUCAGCGUUCACCCACGAUUAAUGUACCUAGUUUGCAAAUUCAAGCUGACAACACCUCAUCAGUAAUGAUAAGUAUGAUGCGCAACUCUCUGGAUUCUGGUCUUGGUGGAAUGCAUCAAUUGGAGCCAUUACAUCAUCAUCAACUUCAAUCCACGAAUUUUGCACAGGCUUCUUCGCAUCAGGGACCACCACAUCAUCAUCCCCAGCACCAUCACCAGCAUAGCCACAGCCAUAACCCGGAAACCACACUAAGAAUGCAUCAGCAAGCCGAGGCGAUUUUGCGAUCCCACACAGAAGCGGCUUUUCGCCUAGCAGCCGCUUCAGUGGCAGCAACCAAUGUAAACUCUACAGCGCCAAAUAUCACCAGUUCCUCAGUUCCAAUCGUUGUUAAAAAUGAAACAUUGUCACACCACCACCAACAACGUCAAGUCAAUGGAGAUAUACAGACAGCGAGCGCGAACGCAUUACAAGAAGUCCAACCGCAACAGAAUCAAUCAAACUCAUGAAGUCAUUGCAGUGGUUGCAUUUAAAAAAGGCAUCAUAAACCAAAAAUAUAUUCGCAUAUAUAGUUGGUAUGGUGACGGGAUACUAAGUACCAUUACUACAAUACCGAGUUCACUCAUAUAGGCAGCACCCAGUACAACGAACUUCAUCGAUCUAUAAAUUCCUACCUAUAUUGAGUUACCGAUUUAAAAUGAAAGCAUAAAGAUUGACAUUGACGGAGAUAUCAAAACACCGCACACUACUUCUACAUAUACAUAAAUGGCUUUUAAAUAUCUUCAGACUAUAUUAUUUAAAUUCAUAACUCUUAGCCACAGAUGAUUUGGUUUCUAAAAUAAGCAAGCGCAUACCAUUGUUUUGAGUAUUUAUUUAAAAUAAUGCAUAUAUGUAAUAGCAUCAACUAUCUGACUGAUCUGCUAUCCUAAAUGUCCCAGUAGACUCAGUUAUAUAGUACACAUAUUAACAUUUCAAAUUGUGAACUUGUAUAGCAUUAAAAGUAAUUGCCAUAUAAGUUGGAAAGUUAUAAUUUAUUGAUAUCAUCAUGAAUAUUUUAUGAGAACUUUAAAAUCAAAAUCAUAAAGCUGACGAUGUUAUGUCAAAUCAUUUUAAGAUCUGGUUUGAUUAAGCUCCACUAAUUCGUGUACAAUUGUACUUAAAGGUUAAUUACUAAAUAUCUUUCUGUAUACAAGUAUUACAUCAGUAUUUAUAUUGAUAUUUAUAUACACGCAUAUUGACAAUUUUGAUUGUGGAUCAUUAUUUUGAAGUUACAGAAGUUUAUAGUACAUUUACAAACAUUUAUAAGGACUUCAGGAAACUUCUUUUUAUAAAAUUGAUGCUAAAACAAUAAAUACUAUACGUAAGUAUAUUAAAUGACUUGUGAAGUAACAUAAAAAAUCUAGUCUUAUGCACAAUAUGUUGCUUAAAAUUUUGAAAUCCUGUGUAAAAAGUAAAUUUAGUUGGAAAAGAUAGAUUUCACAAAUACACACAUGUAUAUAAACUUGUACGUAUAUCAUGUA
Drosophila nasuta is the source of this 6088-nucleotide messenger RNA. RefSeq names its product zinc finger protein datilografo (gene dati). Gene Ontology annotation, cellular component: nucleus. NCBI's taxonomy places the organism in Eukaryota, Metazoa, Arthropoda, Insecta, Diptera, Drosophilidae. Gene Ontology annotation, molecular function: RNA polymerase II cis-regulatory region sequence-specific DNA binding; DNA-binding transcription activator activity, RNA polymerase II-specific. The transcript has 11 exons. Gene Ontology annotation, biological process: regulation of transcription by RNA polymerase II. The record is from RefSeq and is a predicted model, not a curated record. Bases 1823 to 5077 code for a protein of 1084 amino acids.